Molecule: messenger RNA, 1747 nt
Organism: Gordionus sp. m RMFG-2023
Lineage: Eukaryota; Metazoa; Nematomorpha; Gordioida; Chordodea; Parachordodidae
Product: protein arginine N-methyltransferase 1-like
Exons: 11
Coding region: 41-1708 (555 amino acids)
Biological process (GO): peptidyl-arginine methylation
Cellular component (GO): nucleus
Molecular function (GO): protein-arginine N-methyltransferase activity
Source: RefSeq, a predicted model, not a curated record
AUUACGAAGUAUUCCCAUAAAAUCAAGCAUUUAAAUAUAAAUGGUAAAUGAGGAAUCUGAAUCAAGCGUAAGCGCAAAUGAAGACGAAAUUAAUAUGUUUGAAGAUACGAAAUGCUUAUUAUGUGAUACAAACUUUUCAAAUCCUUAUAAUUUAUACAAUCAUUGUCAUAGUCAUCAUCAAUUUGAUAUUAUUAGCAUUAUUAAAAAAUAUAACCUCGAUACAUUUGGUUAUAUAAAGCUAAUAAAUUUUCUACGUGAAAUAAUUCCAAAAGAUACAAAUGAUGCUUAUAAUUAUAUUACAAAUAAAUCAUGGGACUUUGAGAAAUAUAUGACUCCUACAAUAAAGGACGAUUCACUUUUAAUGCUAGAUAUUGAAGACAUUAUAGAUAUGAAAUAUUCACCUUCCAGUGUAUCUGAUGUUAAUAAUGUAGCACUCAUUUUAAAUGGUGACUUAGAAAAGGAUAGAGGCCAUAAACGGUUUAAAGAAAAUAAUGAUAAAGACAAAUCUAAUGUGAAAAAUGAGGAAAUACUUGGAUUAAAGUCCAAAAUUGAAUUUUUGGAAGGAACUUUAAAAGAGAUGCAUAUAACUACAAAUAUUCUUAAAGAUAGAUUAAAAGAAAUUAUUUGCACAAAUGGUCAAAAUGAUGGUACAUCAACACCUAACAAGACUGAUAUUCCUCCUUGCAAUGAAAAAUUAUAUUUUGACUCUUAUUCUUAUAUAGAAAUUCAUGAAGAAAUGUUAAAGGAUAGAAUUAGAACUGAAAGCUACAAAAAUGCCAUAUUUUCCAAAUAUAAACCUUUAAUCAAUGAUGACAAUAGCAUACCUCAAAAUGUAUUUCAGGACAAAAUAGUUUUAGAUAUAGGUUGUGGAAGUGGAAUAUUAUCUUUGUUUGCAGCCCAAGCGAAUGCCCACAAAGUUAUAGCUGUGGAUCAAUCUGAUAUUAUCUAUGAAGCUAUGGAUAUUGCCAAGGAAAAUGGGUUUGAGGAGAAGAUAACAUUUAUAAAAGGCAAGAUCGAAGACAUCAUUCUACCAGUUGAGGAAGUGGAUAUAAUAGUAUCUGAAUGGAUGGGGUAUUUCCUUCUUUCCGAAUCUAUGAUAUCGAGCGUCAUUUAUGCUAGAGAUAAAUACCUCAAGAAAGAUACGGGAAUAAUGUUACCCUCCAAACUCAAUUUAUAUUUUCAACCCUUGACGGACAUCACGAGUUGGGAUAAUAAAUUCACCUUUUGGGACGAUGUGUACGGUUUUAAAAUGAGCUGUUUAAAGAAAAUAAAGAGACGCGAAAUCGAUUUAGAGGUAUUCAAUAGCGCCGACGAAAAAGCCAAACUUUUAGCCGAGCCCACGAUUGUUAAAACUUUCGAUAUGUUAACAGCGACCACGGACAUAGAGAUAAAAGAUUUUCCGUUCGCAUUUGCUUUAAAUGAAUCGAUUGUCGAAAAUAUGGUGACCUCGUUUAUGCUUUACUUCGACGCUCAAUUUUAUCCCGAUAACUAUGGAAUUUUAGAACCGGUUUAUUUUAGUACCGGACCUUUGCAUCCGCCUACUCAUUGGAAACAAACUUUAUUGCACUUACCAGAAAAAUACGAUCUUAAAGAUGCGGAUAAAAUAGAAGGCAAAUUAAGCUUGACUCAAAUACCACACAAUAAUAGAACAUGGUGCAUUGAAAUUGAUUUGGGACCUAACGAACAUUAUAUUUUUGAUCUAUCUUAAAAACAAUUAUUGUUGAAUUAAAGCAUUUUAUUAUGCCUA